GGCUGCACCUCGGAGGCUCUGUCUGUCUGUCUGUCUGGGUCCCCUUCUUGGUCACCGCGAGGUGAGCGGCCUCCUCCUCCAAGGGGUGAGCCUGUCCUGAGGCUGAAGGAGAUCUCUGACCUGGAGCUCGGAAGGGACCCUCUCUGCUUUUAUUCAGAGCUCUCAUCCCAGGCCACCUGUCACAGGGGUGAAGGCUGACUGACCCCUCCUCAUCCACUCUUUCACCCAGAACCCACAGCCCUUUCGAGCGCCCCAGCACAGGACAAGGCCUCCUUGUGUUCCAGGCUAAAUUCCAGGUUGGAGCCGGAAUUUGUGAUCUUCCUGCCUCAGCCUCCUAGUGUGAAGGACUCUUCUUGGCUUCCAGUUGCGGCUUUUCUUCCACCUUUUUAAUCAAUAGCUUUGGGUAAAAUCCACAUGUGCUGUGCCUUCCACCUUCACAGAGAGAUGUGACAUCUCCUGGUAAGGCUGGCACCCUGUGACCUCUGUUCUGUCUGUACCAAGGUGCUCGGUGGAAAACCUCAAGGCCUCAAAUAAACAGGAAGUGACAGGAGGGAGUAACGGGCCCCAGUGGGCAGCGAGGCCCAUCCUCCUGGGAGGAAAGGAAGGGAAUUCCUUGAAAGAUCCGGUUAAUCCCAGAAGGAAACCCGAGUCCUCGCUCAGCACAGCUGCCCGUUUGGCACCGCCUCCCUGUGUGCUAGCUGGGCACACCACCCUUCCCCCUGCAAAGGGACUGAUUUGCAGUGAACUCUACCUGUAUUCCAAUUCUCGCACACCAAUGUUUAUUGCUGACUACUGGGGGUGUGGUGGCCCAUGCCUGUAAUCUCAGUGGCUGAGGCAGGAGGAUUCAUCUAGAUAAGACCAGCCUGAACCACACAGCAAAAACAAAAGACUUGCUAGACAUUUUGUCUUCCUCUAUCUCUGGGGAAACCCAGCACCUCAGCCACACCCAGGGGAGAAAGUUUUGUUCUCAUCCAGCCAGGGACAUACUCCAGGAGAUCCCCCAACCAACCCCAGGGUGCGUAGGGCCCAGGCUCCGGUCCAGCCCGCUCCUGGCUACAACCCAGGUCACAGCUGUUUGCUGAAGGGGUCAGUGCAUUGGCCCAAACUCCCUCCCACUCUCCCAGGCAGUUGGUGCUCCCCUCGGGGUGGUGACUCCAUGCAUUCCUGAGGACGGUGCCCAGAAUGAGGUGCACCCUGGAACAGAGCAGGACCUGGGACUGCAGCCAGGUGAAGCAAAGGCCGGCCUGGAACCUGAUUUCCAGGUGCCCCUCUCAGAUGGCCAUGUGACUGGGUGGACUCUGCCCUGCAGCCUGGAGGCGAGAGCUGCUCCUACUGCCUCACUGUGGCUUCCUUGGCUCUGUCAUCUGCUGCCCAGCUCACCCCCAGGCAGGGGACCCUCUCUUUCUCUUGGCCAGACACGGCUGCAGAUCUGUGGGUCUCCCAGGAAGUGACCAGUGGCUGGCCGGAGCGGGGCUCUGUUUGGUGCCCUGAACCCCACCAGCCUGGUGCUCCUCCUGCAGGUGGGCAGGCUCCCCGAGGCACUUCCCCACAGGCUCACGGGCACGGGCAUGGCGCAGGCGGAUGGGGUACCCCUGCCUGAUGCUGCCCCCAGCCGUGUGUCCAAGCUGGUCCUGCUGGGAAGUGGCUCCGUGGGCAAGUCCAGCUUGGUGCUCCGGUAUGUGAAGGGUGACUUCAAGAGUGUCCUGCCAACUGUGGGAUGCGCGUUCUUCACAAAAGUGGUGGCCGUGGGCAACGUGGCUCUGAAGCUUGAGAUCUGGGACACAGCUGGCCAGGAGAAGUACCAUAGCGUGUGCCACCUCUACUUCCGGGGUGCCCAAGUGGCGAUGCUGGUGUACGACGUCACCAGGAAGGAGUCCUUCCUCAGGGCCCAGCAGUGGCUUGAGGACCUGGAGAAGGAGCUGCAGCCCGGAGAGAUCGUGGUGGCACUGGUGGGCAAUAAGACGGACCUGGAGGAGAAGCGGCAGGUGACUCUGCAGGAGGGGAAGGAGUUCGCUGAGAGCAGAGGGCUGCUGUUCAUGGAGACCUCAGCCAGACUGAAUCACCAGGUGUCGGAGAUCUUCAGUGCCGUGGCCCAGGAGCUGCUGCAGAGAGACAUGGCCAGGCUGGGCUCCAGCCCACUUGGCAACUCUGGAGCCAUGCGACUGAACCAGGCACCCACCAGGCGGACCAAGUGCUGCAGUCACUAGGAGCAGCCACUGCAGUGGGGCUGCAGGACCACGUGGGUGGCUGGGCUGUGUCUUCAGGAUACAACCCUGCUGGCCUCUCUGUGGUCACUCGGCCAGGUGCUGUGUUGUACCUGAGCCCUGGAGAUUUCUAGAAGGUGGUGUCCCUGCAAAACUGCACCCCAAACCUGUGAGGACUGUCAGCCGUCAAGAGGCUCCUGGAUUCCCGAUGCCCCAGUCAGGCCUGUGCACCCUGCCUGGGUUGUCACCCUGUAUGUGGCCUUGCCACCAACACAGAGGAAAACUGACUGCUGUGGUGCUGGAUGGGUGCCUCCACCUGCUGGGCAGUGGGAGGGGAUAGGACAGGCCCAGAGGAGGUGUCCAAGCCCGGAAAAGUGGGGUGAAAGGGGUGGCCACCCUCAGUGUGCAGCCGCCCUGCCUCCCGUCUCUGUGCCCAGGGUCUAGGCAGCCCUGUUUCUGACCAGGGAGCAUGAGGACUCUGAGACAGCACCCUGAGACACAGGCUGGACCAUGGAGGCAGCCUUUUCUCUAAAAAUUAAACUGCUUUUGGCAA
This is a messenger RNA of Cavia porcellus (domestic guinea pig), 2757 nucleotides long. It is a transcript of the gene Rab17, whose product is annotated as RAB17, member RAS oncogene family. The coding region runs from base 1569 to 2207 and encodes 212 amino acids. Gene Ontology annotation, molecular function: GTP binding; GTPase activity. Gene Ontology annotation, biological process: vesicle-mediated transport. NCBI's taxonomy places the organism in Eukaryota, Metazoa, Chordata, Mammalia, Rodentia, Caviidae. Gene Ontology annotation, cellular component: endosome. The record is from RefSeq and is a predicted model, not a curated record. The transcript is spliced from 8 exons.